Chaetomium strumarium is the source of this 1491-nucleotide messenger RNA. Its product is annotated as cytochrome P450. The annotation marks the transcript as partial. The record is from RefSeq and is a predicted model, not a curated record. Gene Ontology annotation, molecular function: heme binding; monooxygenase activity; iron ion binding. NCBI's taxonomy places the organism in Eukaryota, Fungi, Ascomycota, Sordariomycetes, Sordariales, Chaetomiaceae. The transcript is spliced from 2 exons.
CCUACACUGACCACAAGUCUUGCCGCAACAGCAGCACUUCUUAUCUUCUAUUUCCUCGCCAGUGUCAUCUACUCUCUCACGUUCCACCACCUUGCCAACUUCCCGGGCCCCGUCUCGUGCGCUGUGAGCCGCAUACCGUUUUGGGUCGCCUGUGUCAAGGGAACCCAAGUACAAUGGAUGCAUAGCCUCCACGCUCGAUAUGGGCCGGUGGUUCGCUACAGCCCGAAUGACCUGAGCUACGUCGACGAAGGGACAACGGCGUGGAAGGCUAUCCAUAACCAGGAUAGGACGGGUAGAAGGGAGUUCCCCAAAGCCAGGGAAUGGUUUGUGACACCCGCCAACGGUGUAUAUGGCAUCAACAGUGCGGCUGAGCACGAAGAUCAUCGGCGGUACCGCCGUGUCUUCGCGCCGGCCUUCUCGGAGCGGGCCAUGAAGAGUCAGGAACCGCUGUUCCGGGAACACGUCGACCUCCUUGUUUCAAAACUCGACGAGAUGGUGGGCGCUGGGCAACCAGUCGACAUGUGCAUGCUGUACCAACUCACCACAUUCGACAUCAUGAGCGACUUGACCUUUGGACAGUCGUUCGCCCAGCUCGAGGACAAGACCUACCUGAAGUGGGUGCAGGCCGUCUUCGACUCGGUCAAGGCCAUCCCCAUCGCCCAGGUCAUCCAGUACUACCCGCUGCUGAACACGCUCUUCCAGCUGUUCGAGCCCAAGUUCGUCAAGGACAUGAAAUACAACCACUUCAAACACUCGGCCGAGCGCGUCGACAAGCGCCUCGCGCAGGGGUCGGACAAGCCCGACAUCUGGAACAUGGUGCUCAAAGUCAAGGGCAAGCUGCAGCUCAGCCGCGAGGAGAUGUACUGCCACGCCGACGUCUUCAUGCUGGCGGGCAGCGAGACGACGGGCACCGCCAUGUCCGGCCUGACCUACUACCUGCUGACCAACCGCGACAAGCUGGCGCUGCUAACCCAGGAAAUCCGCGCCCACCACCGCACCGAGGAGGACAUCACCAUGGACAGCGUAGCCUCGCUCCCGUACCUGAACGCCUGCAUCAACGAGGCCCUGCGCCUCUACCCGCCCGUGCCGGUCGGCGUUCCGCGCGUCGUGCCGGCCGAGGGCAGGGUGCUGCUGGACAAGUUCGUCGGCGGCGGCACGCGCGUGUCGGUGCACCACUACUCGACGUACCGCAGCCCGGCCAACUUCGCGGACCCGGACGCCUUCGCGCCCGAGCGCUGGUUACCGACAACAACGACAGACAGCCGGUCGCGGUACGCGGACGACCGGCGCGAGGCGCUGCAGGCGUUUGGGUACGGCCCGCGCAACUGCCUCGGCCAGAACAUGGCGCUGCACGAGAUGCGCCUCGUCCUGGCGCGGCUCUUUUUCCGCUUCGAUCUCGAGUUGCUGGACGAGAGCAGGGACUGGACGGACCAGAAGGCCUUUGUUCUGUGGGAGAAGAAGCCGCUGCUUUGCAGGCUCAAGGCGGCGGUG